Messenger RNA from Mangifera indica (mango), 2131 nucleotides. RefSeq names its product GDSL esterase/lipase At5g22810. Gene Ontology annotation, biological process: lipid metabolic process. NCBI's taxonomy places the organism in Eukaryota, Viridiplantae, Streptophyta, Magnoliopsida, Sapindales, Anacardiaceae. The record is from RefSeq and is a predicted model, not a curated record. Gene Ontology annotation, molecular function: lipase activity. Bases 901 to 1956 code for a protein of 351 amino acids. The transcript is spliced from 5 exons.
UCUUAUUCUCAGUAGUUUGAAGCCCAAAGUAACAAGAAAUCAACCCAAUCCCCUGCACAUAUUAGAAGAAAUUAAGGGCACUUGGUUUUCCAAUCAAAGGGGGCAAGACACGGCUUACAAAUUGACAUUUUUGUCCAUGCUCAAGCAUUUCUAAAUACAUGAAAUGAAGGCCAAUUCCAAAUUUCCCACCUAAAAUGCAGUGCCCGUCAAUGAAAUAAUAAUAUAUUUUUUUUUUAAUAAACAAGGUAUUUGAUGGUGGUUGAAGAACUGCAGCAAUAGUAAAUUAGGGCACACAGAUACAUAAAAGAAGGAAGGGUAUUCAAGCGCCAUAAUUAAUUUGACUCUGGAGAAUGUUGCCUUACAAGUUUAAACAGCUCAAAAUUUUGCUUCAUCAAGACACGCUACUGAAGCUUAGUUGGAACCACUGCUAUUUUCUCUGUGCAGAAAUAUGGCAAAUAAAGGGAAUUCUUAGCACAAUUAGUUCUGUUUCGGCUAAGGUUUUCUGUAGAUUUCUUCAGGUGUAACCUGUGCUGUUAUUUUAUUCUUAAAUUUGGAUUAUCAGUUCCCUUCUGAAGUUUCUAACUUUCUUCAAUCUAUGUGACUAUUUCAAUUGUCCAGGCUGGGAUUUUUCUGGUACAAAGAAACAUGCUUUCUUAUGCUAGCCAAAAAUUAUAAACAUUUUUUUUGGCAAUCCAUUUGGACAUAGCAAACACGUUUGGUCUUAAAUCAACAAGUUCGUCAAUGGCUUAGUUAAUCAUAUAUACAAGUUUUGAUUUGACUGAUGUUGACAUUUUUUAUAUCUAUAAAUUGGAGUCAUUCGAGCUCAAGAGCAGCAGAUAUCUUCAUACAGUAGAGCACUAACAAUUUAUUGUACUUAGAAGUUCAAGCUGCAGAAAAAAGAUGCGAUUUUCAAGUUGUUUGGUGGCUUCAGUUGUGUAUCUUCUCAUGGAGGUUUAUGUGGUUAAUGGGCAGCCUCUGGUUCCAGCAAUGUUCAUAUUUGGGGACUCUGUUGUUGAUGCAGGAAACAACAACCACAUUAAAACUAUCGUAAAAGCAAACUUUCCUCCUUAUGGCAGAGACUUUCUCAAUCACACUCCAACUGGCAGGUUCUGCAAUGGCAAACUAGCCGCAGACUUCACAGCUGAGAAUAUAGGCUUCACUUCCUAUCCACCAGCCUAUCUUAGUAAUGAAGCCAGAGGAAACAACCUCUUGAUCGGUGCCAAUUUCGCUUCUGCUGCAUCUGGUUACUACGAAGCUACGGCAAAGAUAUAUCACACAAUCCCAUUGAGUCAGCAGCUGAAAUACUUCAAAGAGUAUCAGGCAAAAUUAGUGAAAAUUGUAGGACAAUCCAAUGCUUCAUCAAUUAUAAAUGGAUCAGUUUACCUUGUCAAUUCCGGGAGCAGCGACUUCGUUCAGAAUUACUACAUUAAUCCUCUUCUUUACAAGGUCUACACAGUCAAAGAAUUCUCGGACAUUGUUAUAAAAUCCUAUGCAACCUUCAUUGAGGAACUGUAUGAUCUAGGAGCAAGGAGGAUUGGAGUGACAACAUUGCCACCACUGGGAUGCCUGCCGGCUACAAUAACAAUUUUUGGCUCUGAUAUCAAUGAAUGCGUUAAAAAGAUGAAUGAGGAUGCAGUUUCAUUCAACAACAAGCUAAAUGACACUUCUUUAAUCCUGCAAAACAAGCUUUCUGGCCUCAAUCUAGUAGUCUUGGACAUCUAUCAACCUCUCUAUGACCUUGUCACUAAGCCUUCUGAUAAUGGGUUUGCCGAGGCGAGGAAGGCUUGUUGCGGAACUGGGUUGCUGGAAACAUCAAUUUUAUGUAACAAGAAAUCAGUGGGAACAUGUGCAAAUGCAACUGAAUAUGUGUUUUGGGAUGGCUUUCAUCCUUCUGAAUCUGCAAACAAAGUUAUAUCAGAUAGUCUCCUGGCUAGCGGCAUCUCCUUGGUUUCCUAAAUACACAUUUCAAUUUGCAUUUUAAUCUGUAAUCUCCAGUUUCAGAAUUUGUUUGUGUGUUCUAUGUUAGACGUUGUGGUUGAGUUGUGACUUUAUGAAUGAAAAGGCUUUUAAUCUAAAGCUUGUAUUGUAAUUUUUUCUAUUAAUAAAAAACUUCUACCAUCUAUUUUCUAUA